Rubroshorea leprosula is the source of this 1866-nucleotide messenger RNA. The record is from the annotation of a GenBank genome assembly. NCBI's taxonomy places the organism in Eukaryota, Viridiplantae, Streptophyta, Magnoliopsida, Malvales, Dipterocarpaceae.
GAUUACCCUACGCGAGUUAAGCCUCUGUUUUCCAGGGGAAGCUUUCCGAUAAGGAGAAAGCGGACAGACAGUUGGAAGUGAUGUCGUUGGACACGACUGCCGAGACAGAUCAACCCUUGUUGGAGGCGAGCGGCGACGGCAGCGGUGGUCAUGGAGGAGGAGGAAGUUGGUGGCGUAAUGUUUUGGAUGUUGGAGAGGCCAAGAAUCAAGUUCUCUUCUCGCUGCCCAUGAUCCUUACUAAUGUUUUCUACUAUUCCAUUACUUUGGUUUCGGUCAUGUUCGCCGGCCACCUCGGAGAACUUGAGCUUGCCGGCGCCACCCUAGCCAAUUCUUGGGCCACCGUCACCGGCUUUGCUUUUAUGGUGGGAUUAAGUGGAGCACUGGAGACACUUUGUGGCCAAGGAUUUGGUGCAAAGUUAUACAGAAUGCUGGGAAUUUACCUCCAAGCAUCCUGUAUCAUUUCUUGCUUCUUUGCUGUUAUCAUAUCCGUCUUAUGGUUCUACACAGAGCCAAUACUCAUCCUACUUAAACAGGAUGCUCAAAUUUCUGAAACAGCUGCUCUCUAUAUGAAGUUUCUGAUGCCAGGUGUAUUUGCAUACGGUUUCUUGCAAAACAUCCAGAGGUUUCUUCAGACACAGAGCAUGGUAAUGCCCCUGGUCUUGCUCUCAGUGAUACCAAUGGUGAUUCAUUUUGGCAUCGUGUACGUGUUGGUUAAUUGGACAAGUCUUGGUUACAAGGGAGCUCCAUUGGCAGCUUCAAUCUCGUUGUGGAUAUCAUGUCUUGUGUUAGCAAUUUAUGUCAUGUCUUCGAAGAAAUUCAAGCACACAUGGGAAGGAUUCUCAUUUGAGCCAUUCUGUUUCAUCCUUACAGACCUGAGACUAGCCCUGCCCUCUGCAGCAAUGGUUUGUUUAGAGUACUGGGCAUUUGAGAUUCUUGUGUUCCUAGCAGGAAUUAUGCCUGAUUCAGAAAUAACUACGUCACUGAUUGCAAUGUGUGUGAACACAGAAACCAUUGCCUACAUGAUCACAUAUGGUCUUAGUGCAGCAGCAAGCACAAGGGUUUCAAAUGAGUUGGGUGCUGGAAAUCCGGAAAGGGCUAAGAAUGCCAUGGCUGUGACUCUCAAGCUCUCUGUCCUUCUUGCACUUGCAUUUAUCAUCACUUUAGCCUUUGGCCAUAACAUUUGGGCCAGUUUCUUCAGUGACAGUUCUUCAAUAAUUGAAAAGUUUGCCUCCUUGACACCCUUCCUUGCUAUCUCAAUUGCACUUGAUUCUAUACAGGGUGUCCUAUCAGGGGUGGCCAGGGGAUGUGGGUGGCAGCAUUUGGCUGUGUUGGCUAACUUGGGAACUUUCUAUUUCAUCGGCAUGCCUAUGGCAGCUGUUCUUGGAUUUAAGUUGAAGCUAUAUGCUAAGGGGCUCUGGAUAGGCUUAAUCUGUGGCCUCUCUUCCCAAACAGGCACCCUGCUGUUGAUCUCAUUGCGCAGAAAGUGGACUAGAAUUGACCUUUCUGAUCAAGCAGAUAAGGAAAUACCAGACUCUGUUUAACAAAAAUUCACAAAGUAGAAGAAAAACAAUCUAGAUCAAGACCUUAAGGCCUAUGGCAUCUGACAUUUUGCUUACACGCUUGAGAGCAGAGUAAGCAUUUCAUGAAUUACUGAGAUCGAUCAAACAGUUACAAUCAUCUUAUACAUACAAGACGCAUGUUUUCUUAUUUACGAUGUAUUCAUUCCUCAUUGAAAUUGAUGAAAUGAAAGAAGUGGGGAGUGGUGUGAACUGGGAAAACAACUGUGUGACUCUGUAUAAGUGCAUGUGUGAGGAAUGGGAAAAUGCCACAUCCUCCUCAUCUUCAAAAGAAAAAGGAUGUGUUCUA